Antechinus flavipes (yellow-footed antechinus) is the source of this 1133-nucleotide messenger RNA. RefSeq names its product transforming protein RhoA-like. Gene Ontology annotation, cellular component: cleavage furrow; dendritic spine. The transcript has a single exon. Gene Ontology annotation, biological process: stress fiber assembly; small GTPase-mediated signal transduction; cell migration. Bases 1 to 582 code for a protein of 193 amino acids. Gene Ontology annotation, molecular function: GTPase activity; GTP binding. The record is from RefSeq and is a predicted model, not a curated record. NCBI's taxonomy places the organism in Eukaryota, Metazoa, Chordata, Mammalia, Dasyuromorphia, Dasyuridae.
AUGGCCGCCAUCCGUAAAAAGUUGGUUAUAGUUGGCGAUGGUGCGUGCGGGAAGACGUGCUUGCUGAUUGUGUUUAGCAAAGACCAGUUCCCUGAAGUUUACGUACCCACGGUAUUCGAAAAUUAUGUCGCAGAUAUUGAAGUGGAUGGAAAACAGGUGGAGUUGGCGUUGUGGGACACUGCCGGUCAAGAAGAUUAUCAUCGCCUUAGACCUCUUUCCUACCCAGAUACCAAUGUUGUACUUACGUGUUUUUCCAUCGAUAGCUCCGAUAGUUUAGACAACGUCCAAACCAAGUGGAUCCCAGAGGUGAAGCAUUUCUGUCCCAACGUGCCCAUUAUCCUGGUGGGGAACAAGAAAGAUCUUCGAAAUGAUGAGCGGGUGAGAAUGGAGCUGGCCAAAAAGAAGCAGGAGCCGGUGAAACCUGAAGAAGGCCGGGAGAUGGCUCAUCGGAUUGGUGCAUUUGGUUACAUGGAGUGUUCAGCCAAGACCAAAGAUGGUGUGAGGGCGGUUUUUGAAAUGGCCACGAGAGCGGCUUUGCAAGUUAGACUCGGAAAGAAAAAAUCCGAAUGCCUUGUCUUGUAAACGCAGUGGGAAGCCCAAGCCCUCACCCGGUUAAUUUUUGAAGGGCUAUUUAUCAAUCUUAAUGUAUUCUUACUGGCUUUUUUCUUUUAUGUAUAAUUUUACUUUAAGAUAACCAAAUCAAAACUCAUCUUGCUACCUGUAUUUAGAAGUCAACUAUGAUUGUUUAAUGACAGUCUUGUGUCCAAUACUAUCUGUAAAUAUCAGGGUCCCUCUGACAUUAUUCUUAAUUAUCUUCCUCACUUUCCCACCAGCACAUCUGAUACUAAUUCGAGAGAAUUCUUAACUUUUUGCUUCUUUCUAGAAAGAGAAAAGUGAUAACUUUUGUGAAUUGAAUUUUAAUUAUUUUUACACUAAACAAUAUUUGUUGCUGUCCACUAUGGUACCCUCUGGGGAAUGCACAGUCACUUCAGAGCAGGACCUUUCAUAAAGCUUUUUAUAAGGUCUGUGAUAUUAUUCAAUUGUUUGAAAAUGGGACCUACCCAGAAAUGGCAAGGCCUCAGCUGUUAUUAUUAGUUGCUAUGUAUAAUUAGUACCAUUUAAUGUAUGUUACA